GACGAAAACACGUGUGUUUGCCAGAGGAGGGCCACCUGCAUUAUGUACCAUUACCCCGUGUUGACAGAUGCCUUCAGUAACUGUUCCUUUGCUCACGUACAAAACGUAUUUGGUAAUCGUGGAGCAGAGUGCCUCUACAUGACUGACAUAGUGUAUACUAAUAGAACCUACUCAGUCGCUCGAUGUGGAGACAAUGUGGUGGACGAAACGGAGCAGUGUGACUGUGGCUCCUUCAAGAGGUGUUACAAUGACCCGUGCUGUAAAAGUGACUGCACGUUUCCAAGAGGAAGCUCUUGUGACACAGGCAGAUGCUGUGUAAACUGCACCCAAGCCGCCCCGGGGGUGCUCUGCAGACCAAUCCAGAACAUUUGCGACCUUCCGGAGUACUGCACGGGGAGCGGCUUCCAGUGCCCCGACGACUUCUAUCUGCAGGACGGAACCCCGUGCACCGAGGAGGGCUACUGCUACCACGGGAACUGCACGGACCGCACCAUGCACUGCCAAGAAAUCUUUGGCGAAGGCGCGCUGAAGGGUCCAGACAGCUGCUACAGCAUAAACGAACGAGGCCACCGAUUUGGACACUGCAGACGAGCAGCUAUGCUUUUCCAGCCCGAGGCUUGCGGCCCCUCGGACGUUCAGUGUGGACGGCUGCAGUGCACCAACGUCACGCAUCUGCCCCAGCUGCAGGAGCACGUCGGAUUCCAUCAGUCCCUGAUAUCGGGGGUCUUGUGCUUUGGGGUGGACCUUCACCGUGCGACAGAAACAACUGAUGUGGGUCUCGUGAGAUCUGGCACUCCGUGUGGCAGGGGAAAAUUCUGUCUCAAUACCUACUGCAAUGGCAGCAUAUCUGCAAUAGUAUAUGACUGUUACCCUUCGAAAUGCAGUCACAGAGGAGUUUGCAACAAUGCAAAGAACUGCCACUGCCACGUAGGCUGGGACCCUCCAUCGUGCUUGCACAGGGGUGCCGGCGGGAGUAUCAACAGCGGACCCCCUCCGAGUAAGAUGCGGAGAGUAUCACAAAAUAUAGAAACGGUGGUGUAUUUGCGAGUGGUCUUUGGUCGCUUGUAUGCCUUCCUAGCUGCGAUCCUCUUUGGAGUGGCCACAAACGUGAGGACGAUCAAGACCACCGUAGUCAACGUAGAGACGGCUGAGGAAAAGUAAAUAAUAAAUCAGCCUCCCGACCCGUGAACAACUGUCGGUAACUUAGAUGGAACAACUGUAAAAAACGUCAUCAUUACGAAAUGGCAGAGCUGAGGCCACAUUUCUAGGACUCUGCCGGA
This is a messenger RNA of Pteropus alecto (black flying fox), 1280 nucleotides long. Its product is annotated as disintegrin and metalloproteinase domain-containing protein 29. Gene Ontology annotation, molecular function: metalloendopeptidase activity. The transcript has a single exon. The record is from RefSeq and is a predicted model, not a curated record. NCBI's taxonomy places the organism in Eukaryota, Metazoa, Chordata, Mammalia, Chiroptera, Pteropodidae. Gene Ontology annotation, biological process: proteolysis; male gonad development. Gene Ontology annotation, cellular component: external side of plasma membrane; sperm head plasma membrane; plasma membrane. The annotation marks the transcript as partial.